Messenger RNA from Carya illinoinensis, 2921 nucleotides. Its product is annotated as putative pentatricopeptide repeat-containing protein At5g37570. The record is from RefSeq and is a predicted model, not a curated record. The coding region runs from base 85 to 1785 and encodes 566 amino acids. The transcript has 3 exons. Lineage: Eukaryota; Viridiplantae; Streptophyta; Magnoliopsida; Fagales; Juglandaceae. Gene Ontology annotation, molecular function: protein binding; RNA binding. Gene Ontology annotation, biological process: RNA modification.
CCCUUAAAUUCCUAAAAUUGAAGGGAAGCCGGGGAAAGACGACAGUGGGACCAACUAACCGUCAAAAUCCCAAGCCUUGCAAAAAUGCAACGAACGAUAGCUCUCAAAAAUCACCCAAACAACAAAGCCGACAUUGCUGCUUCUCUGCUAAAAACAUGUCCAUCCCUCUUUCAGCUCAAGCAAAUCCACGCCCACAUCUUCCGCUUUGAUCUCCACAGAAACGCUUCCUUAGCUUCCACUCUCGUUUCUCUCUAUGCCUCUCUCUACUCCCCUCUAUACUCCCGUCUCGUCUUCUCUUCUUUCUCUCACCCAAAUCUCUCUCUCUUCAACCACGCCAUUAGAGCUUUCUCCAAGAUUCCGUCGCUUUGUUCUGAAUCGCUGAAUUUGUAUGCCCAAAUGAUUCGUUUUGGGAUUAGACCAGACAAUUUUACAUACCCAUUUUUGCUUAACUCUUGUGCCGCUCUUAAUGAUCUUUGUCGUGGAACUGAAAUCCAUGGACACGUUGUGAAAACGGGUUUUGGUGUGUGUGUUCCUGUCUCGAAUGCUUUGAUUGAUAUGUAUGGUAAAUGUGGUGCGUUGGAGAAGGCACGUCGGCUGUUUGAUGAAUUGGGUGCAAAAGGAGAUGUUGUGUCCUAUAAUGCUCUUCUAGGGGCUCAUGCCAGAGUUGGGGAGGAUAUGGUAAAUGCCCAAGAAUUGUUUGAUGGGAUGCCGGUAAGAAAUGUGAUAUCCUGGAAUGCAAUGAUUUUGGGUUAUGUAAAUAGUGGAGAUCUAGGUUCGGCCCGUGCUAUUUUUGAUAGGAUGCCUCAGAGAAAUUCCGUUUCUUGGGCUGCGAUGUUGGUGGGUUAUACUAAAAAUGGGCUCAUUGAUGCGGCUAAAUCUCUCUUUGAUGAAAUGCCGGAAAAGAGUUUGGUUUGUUGGACAGCAAUGAUUUCUGGGUGUGCACAAAAUGGGAGACCAAGUGAAGCACUGGAACUUUUCCUGAGGAUGGAGAAAGCACAUGUAAGACCAGAUGCUUAUACUAUAACUGCAGUAAUAUCUGCAUCGGCACAAUUAGGCCGAGCAGAUAUUGCAAAUUGGAUUGCAUCUUAUGUGGAACAAGAAGGCAUUGAGCAGAAUGAUCUGGUAUUAACUGCCCUAGUAGAUAUGCAUGCAAAGUGCGGUAGCAUGGAAGAGGCAUGCAGCGUGUUUGACCGGAUCCACCAGCAGGAUGUCUUCUCGUAUAGUGCGCUAAUCACAGGUCUAGCUUCACAUGGUCAUGGGGUUAAAGCUCUGGAAAUAUUUCACAGAAUGCUAGCAGAAAAUGUAGAACCCGAUCAAAUCACAUUUGUUGGAGUACUGACUGCCUGUAGCCAUACAGGGCUCUUCGAAGAUGGAAUGAGAUAUUGGGAAAGCAUACUAAAAGAUCACAAGAUUGUGCCUGAUGCUAAUCUCUUCUCUUGCAUGGUUGAUAUGCUGGGACGUGCCGGGAAACUUAAUGAGGCUUACAAGUUAGUGGAAAGCAUGCCCAUGGGGCCACAACCUGGAGCGUUGGGUGCUUUGCUUGCAGCAUGCAGAACCUAUGGCAAUGUCGAGAUUGCGGAAAUUGUUGCUAAGCAACUCUUCAAAUUAGAACCUGAAAAUGCUGGGAAUUACAUGCUUCUUUCCAGUAUUUAUGCCUCAAUGGAAAGGUGGGACGAGGCCAAAAGGAUUCGGGAAGCAAUGAAGGAUAGAAUUAAAAUUAAGCUUCCUGGAUGCAGUUGGGUUGAGAUCAAUUGCUGUGAUCAUGGAAAUCAAGUGAGGAACUGAACAUUUAUGUAUUUAAAGCAAAACCCUGGUGAGCUAUCAUCAUUGGACUGAAAUAUAAGAAAUGCACACUUUCUGCUCUGAAUGACAAGUUUAACCCUCAGCUUUGACAAUUUAUGUAAAGACUGGAUUCAAGUCCUGAAACAACAUGGUUGAUCUCCUAUGAAAUUCCUUCAAAAAACUUCGUCUGCUAACAUGCUGAACAAUCAGCAAGUAGCUUCUCAAGAUAAUCACAGAUUCCAUGCCCCUGUUGACCCGCAUGACUUGAAGGCAGUCAACCGAUACAUUUGGCACUACAUGCUACAAGUUACCGAUAAUGUGUGGCAAUAAAACCUUUAUGUUUAAAAACUCUUGGUGGGUUAAGUUCUCUCCAAUUGUCCUUAAACUUCCAUUAAGAGAUGCAUUGGGUUCUGUUCUCGCUUAUACUAAUCUUUCUUUCACUGGUCCCUAGAAGGUAUGUUAACCCAGGAAGCAGGAAAGAUGGCAAGGAAAACUAUUUCCAUUGUUUCUGUGAGCUGACGACUUACAUGUUGUUAGGUCCAUCUGAGCUAGAUAAAAGCAAACGCAUCUGAUUUGUGGCUAGUUUGCUUGGAGUAUCAAGAAAACGUGGGUGACGCAUCCCAAGUAGUGACAUGCUCUCUUUUCUGAUGUUUACAGGCCUGUAUAAGAAAUCAUGGUUGCUACCGCAAGGAGAGAAGAGAACAAUGUUCAACAAGUGCCACACCUUUUCUAGUCUGGCUGUCUUUCCCUUCACCUGCCAAAAUGAUCAAGCAAGUCUAAUUUACUUCCUCAGCUUGUCAUGUGAAGCAGCGCAGGACAGAUAAGUUACCUUCAUGAAAAUCAUGCUUAGGAACACAAAGGGGCUACUCUACAACUAUUCUCUGCUUGAUGACUUCAGUUAUCUUUCGCCAUCAUCAAUCAUCAUCCAUGUAAAUCGUUAUUGGAAUAUCCAAUAUUACCCUAAAAAUAGUUGUUGACACUUGAUGUAGCUUUGGUAUCGCUACUAUUAUAUCGUGUAGGAUGAAACUCUUACAGCUCCGUCGUUUUUGGAUUUUAUCUGUAUCCAUAUAGGAGUUGUUGGUAUGUAACCACGAUAUUUCUGUCUUUUAAGUAAUGAAACUUCUUUUAAUAUUUAGCUA